Messenger RNA from Sorex araneus (European shrew), 1867 nucleotides. It is a transcript of the gene VMA12, whose product is annotated as transmembrane protein 199. Gene Ontology annotation, biological process: vacuolar proton-transporting V-type ATPase complex assembly. NCBI's taxonomy places the organism in Eukaryota, Metazoa, Chordata, Mammalia, Eulipotyphla, Soricidae. The coding region runs from base 32 to 658 and encodes 208 amino acids. The record is from RefSeq and is a predicted model, not a curated record. The transcript is spliced from 6 exons. Gene Ontology annotation, cellular component: endomembrane system.
CGGCGUCACCUGACCUCGGAGUCGUCCCGGCAUGGCGUCUCGCUUGGUUGCGGGCGAGCGACUGUUGCGCGCUCUGGGCCCCGGCGGGGAGCUGAAAACCGAGCAGCUGCCCGCGAAGCUGCGGGCAGAGCUUGAGGCGGCGUUGGGGAAGAAGCAGAAGAAGGGCGACCCGCACAGUGGCCCCGAGCGCCUGGUGUCCUUCCGCCUGAUCCGGGAGCUGCACCAGUACCUCAGGGCAACGGGUUCCACACUUUACCUACAUGAACUCCUCGAAGGCAGUGAAAUCUAUCUCCCAGAGGUUGUGAAGCCACCUCGGAAUCCAGAGCUGGUUGCCCGCCUGGAGAAGAUUAAAAUACAGCUGGCCAAUGAGGAAUAUAAGCGGAUUACCCGCAAUGUCACCUGUCAGGAUUCAAGGCAUGGUGGAACUCUCAGUGACCUAGGAAAGCAAGUGAGGUCAGUGAAAGCUCUGGUCAUCACCAUCUUCAAUUUCAUUGUCACGGUGGCAGCUGCCUUCGUCUGCACUUACCUUGGAAGCCAGUAUGUCUUCACAGAAAUGGCCUCGCAAAUACUGGCUGCAUUGAUCGUCGCCUCAGUGGUGGGUCUCGCGGAGCUGUAUGUCAUGGUACGGACAAUGGAAGGUGAAUUGGGAGAGCUGUGACGUGCUUCAUAAAAUCUGGAAAAGGUUCGGGAGUCUCACGGCUUUCUGCUGCACCCACUGGGCCCUCAGCCAACCCACCAUUGUCACUACUGAGCUCUGAUUUCUCAAAGGCUGACCAGAGGCCACCUGCAGUCCUCUGUAGCUUCUAGUGGACCUGGAAGGGUAUUCCCAACCAUGGAAAAGAACUAGACCAUCAGGUCCUUACCUGAACACGGUAUCUGCUUUCUCUGGCCCAUUCUGGUCCCUGCUAGGACUGAUUUUUACCAUCAGGAAACAGAGUCCAAACAUUCCCAGAAGUUGACCCUACUUCAACUUACUCAAGUUCAGAAAUUGGUUGUGACCCACACCGCACACAUCCUUGCUGUGGACUUGAUCAGAAGCCUCCAAGAAAGACUUCCAUUUCUCCCAUUUGUGAAGGUGACUGAUCAGAGGACAUCAAACAAGAAAAGAAAAAGAUGGGUUGGUGCAGACUGUUAGAAUUCAAAGCAGGGCAGCUAUCUUUUUGGAAUCGUUGUUUCUAUCUUCAUCCUUAUCCAUCUACCUGCCUUUUUUUCCUUGUAUUUGGUUUUGCCUCUACCACCCACCAAUCUAAACUUUCAAUGUUUUUGUUACCUUUUAUUCUACCUCCAAAAGGGGGAACAAUUUAGAUGACAAAAUAGUAUGUUUUGUUUUCAGUUGCAGAUUUCCUUGUGCUUAUUUGUAUUUGCAGGGAGGGGAGAGAAUGCUUAUUGUAGAUUGCCUCAAUAAGGGAGACAUUUUUAAUACACAAGGAUUGUUUUCACAUUUAAUAACAACAUGUACCUAUACACGGUCAUAAGCAAGCAUACACCGUAAGUAUGCAUAGCAUAUGUAUGCAUACUGUUGUAUAUAAACCUAAUGCAGUUAUUUCAUGUGGGUUCUUAAACAUGUUUGAGAAGUGCGAAAACAGUAUGAAAUGUUCACACUUGUUUAAUUGUGAUUCUUCCAACAAUGGUAGAUUGGGAAAGGAAAUGUUUCUAAGGCCCUUUUCUAGAGGACAAGCAAGAUGAGAGGCAUAAAUUACCAGCCAUGAGCUCUCUUUGUUAAAUGGAGCCAGAUUUCUCAGUGACCCUGAGGUCUGUAUUGUUAAACCUCUUGUUUAAUGGUGCGAUUGAGUCUGCAUAAAGCACUUAAAAAUGAUUAGUUAUUUAUCCAAUAAAUAUUUAUUAUGUCUUUUUUUCAAAUCUCUGA